Messenger RNA from Fulvia fulva, 915 nucleotides. RefSeq lists its product as uncharacterized. The transcript has 3 exons. The record is from RefSeq and is a predicted model, not a curated record. NCBI's taxonomy places the organism in Eukaryota, Fungi, Ascomycota, Dothideomycetes, Mycosphaerellales, Mycosphaerellaceae. Bases 1 to 915 code for a protein of 304 amino acids.
AUGGGGAACCUGCACAUGGGGGAGGACGACACGGCAGAGUACCUUCCUGCCUCCGUGUACAUCAUGCCCUCAGCGAUCACCAUCAUGAACGAGGUGCGGAAUCGUCCACCGCUGCCGUCGAAACACAGCGCGCGAAGACUGAAUCAACGGCCGUCGAAGCAGAGCUUGGGGAAGGCGCCUUCUCGGGUUUCAACUUCGAGUAGCGGUUCGGCUUCGUAUGCUGGACUUAAGAGGGAUGUCUUAUACCGAGCUAUCAAUGAGUUCGACCUACCCGGCUCCAUGGUCAGCGAAUAUGCCGACUUACUCACACUUUUGUCCUACGACCUGACACCGUUCAUGUCGCAAGGCCAGACCUGGUGUCUAUGUCGAGGGAAAACAGAUGGCAGAUCACCAUGCCAGCGCCUAAUUCCAGAAGUGUACCUGCGCGCAUCAGUCGGCAAGAUCUUGAUAGCGGCCGAGAAGCCACAUCUCCAAGGCGAUGACCUAGUCGAAGAGCUCGCGACAGCCUUGUCCUAUGCCAUCUGCUCCGAGCAUCACCGAACCAUCCACAAGGUCGUCCGAGCCUUGGAAUCCCGCGAAGCCGUGGAGCGAUGGCGCAGCCGCCAUUCGUGGGCUGGAAGGAUUGCGACACCGACGCCGGAGGAGCCCAGCUUCGACAUCACAGAUGACAUGCUGGCCGCGGCGGUGGAGAACGCACAUCUCGACGGCGUGUACUCCGAAGAUGAUAUGCUCGCUGCAUAUGGAACCAUCGAUAGGCUGAAGAUGGAGCGGCAGCACCAAGAGUAUCUACGCAGAUCUCGUCGAGGCAAUCGGAGCGAGUCUGACGCAAGUUCGAUCAGUUCUGCCAAGAAAUUGCAAGAGCUGCGAAAACGAGUGCGAAGUUUCGAGAGUGGAAGGAUGCUGUAUAGCGCAUAG